AUGGUUGCACGCAGCCCAGAUCCUGAUUCAAAUUUGACCUCUUUCAAAUCCCAAGAAGUGACAAUCAUUCCACCUUUUCAAAACACACUGAAAGUAAAGGCUGGCAACCCCUCUCACAAUGGCCGUGUGUGCAGCACAUGGGGUAACUUCCACUUCAAAACCUUUGAUGGGGACAUCUUUUACUUCCCUGGAGUCUGUAAUUACAUCUUUGCAUCCAACUGCAAGUCUUCCUAUGAGGACUUCAACAUCCAGAUUAGACGUACAAUGGCGGAAAAUGCUACCGUGAUCACUCACGUCAUCAUGAAGCUGGAAGGAGCAGUGAUUGAACUGACCCGUGGCUCUGUCCGGCUAGACAACAAAUUGGUUCAGAUGCCCUACAGCCAUAUGGGAGUCUUGAUAGAGAGAAGUAACAACUAUCUGAAAGUUUCUGCCAAGUUAGGACUGACCUUCCUUUGGAAUGAACAGGAUGCCCUCCUGGUGGAACUAGAUAAGAAAUAUGCCAAUCAGACUUGUGGACUUUGUGGGGACUUCAAUGGAAUUCCAGUUAACGAUGAAUUUAUUUCAGGGAAGACAAAACUAACUCCCAUACAGUUUGGUAAUAGGCAGAAGAUGGAUGGACCCACAGAGCAGUGUGAUGAUCCUAUUCCUUCUACUGUUCAGAUGAACUGCUCAGCAGAAUUUGCUUCUAUCUGUGAGACAGUAUUAACCAGUAAAGCAUUUACGAGUUGCAACAUGCUUGUCAAUGUUCAGGACUACAUCGAAACUUGCAUACAAGACCUUUGCCACUGUGACAGUUCUAUGGCUGACUUCUGUAUGUGUAACACUUUUGCUGAAUACUCCCGGCAGUGUGCUCACGCAGGUGGACAGCCUCUGAACUGGAGAACUUCACAACUGUGUCCCAAAUCAUGUCCGUUCAACAUGCAAUACCACGAGUGUGGCUCUCCCUGCUCUGACACGUGCAGCAACCCGGAACGAUCUGCACUUUGUGAAGACCAUUGUACAGAUGGCUGCGUCUGUCCUCCAGGAAUGGUGUUUGAUGACGUUAAUGGUGCUGGCUGCAUUCCCCGUAGAGAAUGCCACUGCACCUAUGAAGGUGAAACUUAUGCUCCUGGAGCCUCCUUCUCAUCUAAAUGCAGAUCAUGUACCUGUGUUGGAGGUGAAUGGUCUUGUGUCACUCAGUCAUGCCCUGGGACUUGCAGUAUUGAAGGAGGCUCUCACAUUUCAACAUUUGAUGAGAAACAUUACUCUUUCUUCGGAGACUGUAGCUAUGUCCUAACCAAGCUCUGUGACAGCAAUGAAUUCACAGUUCUGGGAGACAUCCACAAGUGUGGCCUGACUGAAACUGAGACGUGCCUCAAGGGUAUAGCCAUCAGCCUGAGUGGAGGACAAACUAACAUUGUGAUCCAACCUUCUGGUAGUGUAUUUGUGAAUAUGAUCUACACACAGCUGCCAUUCUCAGCAGCAAAUGUCACCAUCUUCAGACCUUCAUCUUUCUUCAUCAUUCUGCAAACAACCUUUGGUCUUCAGCUACAGGUUCAACUUGUGCCUUUCAUGCAACUUUUUAUAGACUUAGACCCCUCACAUAAAGGGCAGACCUGUGGUCUCUGUGGAAACUUCAAUGACAUGCAGACAGAUGAUUUCAAAACCACCAGUGGUGUAAUAGAGGGUACUUCAGCUGCCUUUGGCAAUACUUGGAAAACUCGGGCUGAUUGUUCUGAUGCCAAAAAUACCUUUGAGAACCCCUGUACUGUCAGCAUACAAAACGACCAGUAUGCUCAGCACUGGUGCGGACUGCUCUCUGAUACUAUGGGACCUUUUGCUGAAUGUCAUUCAACAGUGAAUCCAGAAGUUUACCAGAAGAACUGCAUGUUUGACACAUGUAACUGUGAGAAGAGUGAGGACUGCAUGUGUGCUGCCCUCUCAAGCUAUGUCAGAGCCUGUGCUGCUAAAGGAGUUCUCCUCCCUGGAUGGAGAAGCAAAGCCUGCACAAAAUACACCACCUUGUGUCCGAAAUCUUUGAAGUACACUUACAAUGUCGAUACCUGUCAACCCACCUGCCGGUCUCUGAGUGAGCCUGAUGUCACAUGCAGCAUUAAGUUUGUCCCAGUUGACGGUUGCACCUGCAUAAAUGGAACAUACAUGGAUGAAACUGGCAAAUGUGUGCCUGCAUCUAGCUGUCCUUGUUACUACAAAGGAAUGCCUCUGUCUUCCGGAGAAGUUAUUCAUGAUAAUGGUGUUGUCUGCACUUGCACCUAUGGAAAACUGAGCUGCAUUGGAGAGAAACCUGAACCAGUCUGUGUACCUCCCAUGGUUUAUAUUGACUGUGGUAACGCCACUGGAGAUGUGGUAGGAGCAGGAUGCCAGAAGAGCUGUCAGACUCUAGAUAUGGAAUGUUACAGAACUCACUGUGUCUCUGGCUGUGUAUGUCCUCAUGAUCGAGUGCUAGAUGGCAAAGGAGGCUGUAUAGCUCCAGAAGACUGUCCAUGUAUUCACAAUGGGAAUUCCUACAAUCCAGGAGAAUCAAUCAGAGUUGGCUGUAACAACUGCACAUGUAGAAACAGAAAAUGGCAUUGCUCUGAGGAACCCUGCCUGGAAACGUGUUCUGUUUAUGGAGAUGGGCAUUAUACCACCUUUGAUGGCAAACGUUUUGAUUUUGAAGGAGACUGUGAAUAUGUUCUGGUCCAGAACUAUUGUGGUCAACAAGCUAUGAAUCAGGGAACCUUCAGAGUCAUCACUGAGAACAUUCCAUGUGGCACUACAGGAACCACCUGCUCUAAGUCUAUUAAAGUUUUCUUGGGGAACUAUGAGCUGGUACUCAGUGAUGGACACUCUGAUGUCAUCCAGAGGACACCUGGAGGAAAAAUGCCAUUCCAAAUCCGUUCCAUGGGUAUCUACCUGGUAGUUGACACCACUGCUGGUCUGAUACUCAUGUGGGACAAGAAGACCAGUAUAUUCAUCAAACUUAGUCCCAGCUUUCAGGGACAUGUUUGUGGACUUUGUGGAAACUAUGAUGGGAAUGGAAAUAAUGACUUCACUACUCGCAGUCAGUCUGUGGUAGGAAAUGUGCUGGAGUUUGCCAAUAGCUGGAAAGUGUCUUCUAGUUGCCCAAAUGCCAAUCGUACGAAGGAUCCAUGCACUGCAAACCCAUACAGGAAAGCCUGGGCACAGAAGCAAUGCAGCAUCAUUACCAGUGAAGUGUUUGCAAAGUGUCACUCCCAGGUUGAACCAAACGAAUAUUAUCAAGCAUGCGUGGAUGAUGCUUGUGCCUGCGACACUGGAGGAGACUGUGAAUGUUUCUGUACAGCAGUAGCUGCCUAUGCUCAAGCAUGCAAUGAGCUGGACAUUUGCAUUUCAUGGAGAACCCCAUCCAUAUGUCCUCUGUUCUGUGAUUACUACAACCCGCAAGGGGAAUGUGAGUGGCACUACAAACCAUGUGGAGCCCCUUGUAUGAAGACCUGCAACAAUCCAAGUGGGAACUGCCUUCAUGAGAUGAGAGGUUUGGAAGGCUGCUAUCCACACUGUCCAAAAAAUAAGCCCUAUUUUGAUGAAGAAACCAUGACCUGUGUUUCUAAUUGUGGUUGUUAUGAAAAUGGGAAAAACUACAAACCAGGAAUGGAGAUGCCUCCAAAGCAGAAUUGUGAAUCAUGUGAAUGUACAAUUCACGGCAAAGAAUGCAGAUAUGACGAACAUGAAUGUGUCUGCUUCUAUGAGGGACAGAAAUAUAACUACAAAGAUGUGGUCUACAACACUACAGAUGGAACAGGAGGGUGUAUUGUUGCAAUCUGUGGUCCCAAUGGAACACUUGAAAGGAUUAUCUAUGAGUGUCCAAUCUCAACAUCACCCACAACAGCAACAACAUUUCAUUUCAGCACUACACCACCUGCCAGUACUUCCACAGUGUCACCAACCACAUCAGUAUGUGUUCAUGAAGUCUGUGAGUGGUCGGAAUGGUAUGAUGGCAGUCUGCAAACCCCUGGUUAUGACGGUGGAGAUUUUGAAACCUUCAAUGAUUUAAGAGCUAAAGGUUAUGAAGUUUGUGAAGCUCCACGGGAUGUUCAAUGCAGAGCAGAAAAAUUCCCUGAUAUACCACUGAAAGACCUUGGCCAAAAAGUAGAAUGCAGUACAACAGCUGGGCUUAUAUGUUACAACAAAGACCAAAUUUCAACAAUGUGCAACAACUAUGAGAUCAGAGUCCUAUGCUGUGUUUUUGUACCAUGCUCUUCUUCAACAUAUCCAGUCUCUACAACUUCUGAAAGUACAACAUUGAUACAUUCAACAUCUGAAGAAACAACAACCACAACCAUAAUGACAAGACCGGUCACCACCUUUCCUUCAACACCUUCUCUUUGCUUUAAAGAAGAAUGUUACUGGUCCAGAUGGUAUGAUGUCAGUUAUCCAGGGUCUGGUUAUGAUGAUGGAGAUUUCGACACCAUUCAGAACAUUAAAAAAAAAGGAUACAAAGUCUGUGCUAACAGAAGGGAUGUGGAAUGCAGAGCAGUGAGGUUUCCUAACACACCAUAUCCUCUGCUGGAGCAAAACAUCCUGUGCAAUACAGAAGAAGGCUUGAAAUGUUACAAUAAAGACCAAUUGCCGCCUAUUUGCUAUAAUUAUGAACUACGAUUUAAAUGCUGUGAAAAUAUAACAGUACCAUGCCAAACAACCACUGAAAGUAUUAGUACUGCAAAAACAACAGAACCAACUACACUUUCUUCAACACGAUUCAGUACAACAUCCACAGAAGUAUCAACAACUCCACACUUGAUAACAAAACACAAGACAACACCACCAGAAACAUAUCAACCACAAACAGAUUAUAUUAUUACCAAAAAUACAACAAAACCAACAACACAAACUCAAAAAGAAACAACUACUGCCACUACGACAAAACACUUCACAAAAACAACUACAAAAACCACUGGAACCCAGACAACCACCACUACUACGGUAACAAAACCCUGUGAACCAGAAGUGUGCACCUGGAGCGAAUGGUUCGACGUCGACUUCCCCUCCGCCGGGCCCAACCAGGGAGACUUCGAAACCUACCAGCACAUCCGGGCCGCCGGGAAGCACGUCUGCCAGCGUCCAAAGGAGAUCGAGUGCCGGGCGGAGGACUACCCCGACGUUCCCAUCCAGCAGUUCUCCUUUUUUACAGGUGAUCUGAUUUACAACAGAAUGGAUAGUGAUGGAUGUAGAUUUUAUGCAAUCUGUAGCCCAGUAUGUACUAUUGAACGACACAGUGUACCUUGUAAUGUCACUACUACUUUAGCCACUACUUCCUCUGAGUGGUCUACCACAACAACAUCAGUUCCUCUGUCAACCACUUCGAAAAGUGUUCAUUUUCACGGCUGUGUUUCUAGUACAUACCCUCCCCUACAGCCUGGAGAACAUUACAAAUUAUCCAACUGUACAGAAGUCAUCUGUAAAGGAGACAAUGAUAUAGACAUAGUACCAACAUACUGCCCACCUGUAAAGGAAAUUACCUGUGCAAACAAAUAUCCUCCAGUCCUAGUACCUGAUGAAAAUGGCUGCUGUUACCGAUAUGAGUGUCAAUGUGUGUGUAGUGGAUGGGGUGACCCUCAUUACAUCACAUUCGAUGGAAUCUACUAUACUUUCCUUGAAAACUGCACUUACGUCCUGGUGAAACAGAUUAUUCCUAAAUAUGACAACUUCCGUGUUUACAUUGACAAUUAUUACUGCGAUGCAAAAGACGGACUCUCCUGCCCUAAAUCCAUUCUUAUUUUCUACAAAUCUGCAGAAGUGGUGUUGACUCGGGAACUCAUGAAUGGUGUCAUGACCAAUGUGAUGUACUUCAACAAAAAGAUUGUCAAACCAGGCUUCGAAAAAGACGGCAUUUCUUUCUCCACUCUUGGCAUCAAUAUGAUUGUUGAAAUAAAAGAGAUUGGUGCAACUAUCACCUUUAGUGGUCUAAUCUUCUCUGUGAAACUCCCAUACAGCAAAUUUGGCAACAACACCGAAGGACAGUGUGGAACAUGUACAAAUAACAAAGCAGAUGAAUGCCGUUUACCAAGCGGUAAGAUCAUUUCUUCCUGUCCCCAAAUGGCUCAUCACUGGAUUGUUGAUGACAACAGGACGUGCCAUGGAGUACCAAUAGUACCAACUAUAACCACACCUCCACCAAAGCCUCAUUGUGAAACACCUCCUCUCUGCAAGCUUAUCUUGAGCGAGAUUUUUGCACAAUGUCAUGCUGUGAUACCACCAGAACCAUUUUUCAAAGGCUGUGUUUUCGAUGGAUGUCGCAUAGAUGAUGAAUCCAUGCAGUGUUCCAGUUUGGAGAUAUAUGCUACAGAGUGUGCGUCUAGAGGUGUCUGCAUUGACUGGAGAGGACAGACCAACAAUACAUGCUCAUUCAGCUGUCCAGCAAGCUUGGUAUACAAGCCAUGUGGGCCCAUUAAUCCUGAUACCUGUGAUCAAAGCUCUGUUGAGCAUCCUGGCUUUGGAAUAACUGAAGGCUGUUUCUGUCCUGAAGGAACAACACUCCUGAGUGCAGAGAGCAAUAUCUGUGUCCCUGAAUGUUCUUGCAGAGAACCAAAUGGAGUACCCAGAUGGCCAGGAGAAAAAUGGACAAAAGAUUGCCAGGAAUGUGUCUGUGACAAAAAUACUCUUAAGGUGCACUGUACAAAACACAAAUGUUCUCUGACACAGCAAGUAUUUUGUGAUGAACCAGGUUACAUGCCCGUUCAGAUACAGAUACCAGAAGAUCCAUGCUGUACUAGGACUGAGUGCUAUUGCAACACCAGCCUCUGCCCUGAGGUCACGCCCCAGUGCUUAGAGGGACAAGAAAUAAUCACAAUAAUGCAGCCUGGAAAAUGCUGUCCUACCUUUGAAUGCAGACAUGGCUGCGUAGUCAAUGAAACUUACUAUGCGCCUGGAGCUGUCAUUCCAUCAGGCCCCUGCGAAGAAUGCACCUGCUCUGCAUCCUCUUACUUAAGGCCUCACCGUGUUACUGUCAAGUGUGAGCCUGUUACCUGUGACACAUACUGCCCACUGGGUUAUAAGUAUACAGAGGAACCGGGACAGUGCUGCGGCACGUGCAAGGCAGAGGCUUGCGUGGUGACUGUGGGACACAACAUUACACACGUGGUCUAUGAAGGAGAAUACUGGAACCCACCUGGUGAUAACUGUACAGUCUACACAUGUGAAAAACAUGCUGACCAGUUCAUUCAAGUCGUCAGACAGACAAGCUGUCCUGCCUUUAACCCUGAUGAAUGUGAUCCAAAUGACAUCAAGUUAUCUGACGAUGGUUGCUGUAUAGAGUGCCGAAGAAAACCAAAGCUUUGUAUGAAGCACAAUACUACAGCUGUCAUCAAAUAUAAUGGAUGUGUAUCUCCUGCACCUGUUGAGAUGACAUACUGUGAAGGCAGCUGUGAUGCUUACUCACGAUAUUCUCAAAAGACAAACACAAUGGAACACAAAUGCUCAUGUUGUCAGGAAAUCAAGACCAGCCAAAGAAAGGUGACUCUGACAUGCAGUGACGGAACCUACCUUGAUCACUCAUACACCUAUGUCGAGAAAUGCAGCUGUGUGACUGCUCAGUGCAUUCCCCAAGACAGCACCCAACAGGAGACAAGCCAGACAAAGACCUCUCAGGAACAGGCAAAUGUCAAAAAUUAGAACUGGAGACACGUCGCCAAACAAGGGUUGGACAUAAGACUGAAAUAAAAAAACUUUGAAAAAAUAUGGAAGUGUCAAGAGCAGCUAAAAUUUUGGAUGAACAGAUGAUAUUUUCUGCAUAAAAUCCCAAUAUGUCUUGUCUACAUAAUUUCAGUUUUCAUUAUCGAUAUAUCUCCCAUUUUUUCUUUCAUGUCUUUUACCUCCUUGAGAAGUACAGCAUAAGGUCAUCUUGUCAUUUUCUGUUCAUUUGUCUUCUGAGAAGUGCUGUAACAUAAGAUUGAGAGAUGGAUUUUUAAUAACAUUUUCAUUCCAGUUCAUUGAGACAAAUCAAAAGAUAAAUCCAGAAAACAAACAAAAACCAAGGAAAACUGUACCUCUCUGCUUCUAUAUGUUUCUUUUUGCAUUGAGGAAAACUUAGACUGCAGAAAGCCAUACUUUUCCAAAACUGUAAACUUCAAUAUUUUGGACAAUUUAUGAUGGACAUAUUUCCCUAUAUAUUUUUUGUGAGAAAAAGGAAAAAAUCCUAUUACGAGAAGCUGCUGCACACUACUUUUUGUUUACAUAACACCAUCAGCAUAGUAACUGUAUGAAAAUAUGGAUUUUUUUUUUUUGUUUUGUUUGUGGUUAACUGUUUACAGAAGAAGUAUAUAUAUAUAUA
Messenger RNA from Lepidothrix coronata (blue-crowned manakin), 8290 nucleotides. Its product is annotated as mucin-5AC-like. The record is from RefSeq and is a predicted model, not a curated record. Bases 1 to 7632 code for a protein of 2543 amino acids. Lineage: Eukaryota; Metazoa; Chordata; Aves; Passeriformes; Pipridae. Gene Ontology annotation, cellular component: extracellular matrix. Gene Ontology annotation, molecular function: protein binding. The transcript has 48 exons.